Molecule: messenger RNA, 2421 nt
Organism: Equus quagga
Lineage: Eukaryota; Metazoa; Chordata; Mammalia; Perissodactyla; Equidae
Gene: MAB21L4
Product: mab-21 like 4
Exons: 7
Coding region: 684-1994 (436 amino acids)
Source: RefSeq, a predicted model, not a curated record
ACCUGAGCAGCUGCCCUGGGCAAGGGGAAGAUGUGCUCUGGGCAACCCCAGAGGACAGGACUGGGCUAGGUUUGAGGAGGGAAAUCUGUCUCUUUGCUUGACAGUGGGAAGGGCUGCCCUGUGAGGUGAUGAGCUCCCCGUCCUGGGAGGCAUGGAAGCAGAGACUGGGGCUGUAGCUCUGCAGAGGGGCUUCCAAGCACAUGGAAGUGAGGGGCCUUGGAUCACGGUUCUGCCCGCAGCUCUGACUCAGAUCCACCAGUGGGGAGCACCUGAUGCACAAGGCCAGCCCAGAGGGGCGGGGUCAGUGGGAGCAGCUCCCUCCUGCUGGUUGGGACUUGCACAGCCCUGAGCAGGGAGGUGGGCUGGGCCUGGCAGGGCGCCCAGCGCAGGCGCGGGAGGCAGCCGGCAGGGUGUGGCUUCCCAUCCUAGCGAGGGAGCCACGGAGACGUCCCCUAGCACCAGGCUUUCUCCAGCGCCAGGCCCAGGCCUAGGCCAAGUUCAGCUACUUAACCCGCUGCACCACACCCACCUGUCACUCUGGAAUUCUGCUCUGCAGGGAGCCGGUGACCCACUGGCAGACCUGCUCCUUACCUGCACCUGAGCAGGUGCCUCCUCCCAGCCCGUCUGCACAGCUGGCCUCAGAGAGCUCUUCACCGGCUGUCCUCUCUGCCCGGGCCCCAGCCAUGGCCGUGCAGGUGCCCCUGUGGCACCACUACCUGCAGGCCAUCCGCUCUCGGGGGGCACCCCGGGCGCAGGACCACCAGCGUGCCGAGAACGUGUUGUUCAUGGUGCUGGAGCACGUGCAUGCCCGGGACCCCCGCUUCCUCGUGGACUACUCCCAUGACCUGGAGGCCUUCCAGUUCACCCUGCGCUCCUCGGAGGACCCGCUGGACAUGGAGGUGCCCCUGUGGGUGGACGCAGAGGCCCUCCUGAUCGAGGAGCUGGGGGUCCCUGAGACGGGGGAUGGCCCUGCAUCCUGCCGCCUGGGCGUCCCCAGGGAAGUGCCCAGCCUGGAGCGGUGGAUGACCGAUGAUGUCUUCAGCGCUUCCGAGGACAGCACCACAUGCUGUGGCCACAUCGUGCCUGGCAAGGUCCUGCACGUCCUCAAGGACCUUCUGGUGGCAGCCAUUGUGCACUGCAAGCACCACAGCCUCAUCACGCCAGGUUCCCUGAACGCAGCCAGCCUGAGGGAGGAGGGGCUCUGUCUGUCCCUGCUGGUGUCCAGUGGCUGGAGAAUGAUCCGCUUCAACAUCGUGCCCGUGGUGCGGAGGAAGCACAGGGUGCCCGCCCUGGAAGGGGCCCAGCUGACACCCUGCUUCCCCGAGGGCAGCUUGAAAAGAAUCAUCAGCCAAGAAGUGCCCCUGGUGCCGGCCAGCGCCCAGCACUGGAGGGUCUCCACUGACUACCUGCUCACGAGGCUGCUCGGAGCACUGGGCUCCCUCCAGGGCCACCGCCUGGACAGUCUCUCCAUCCUGGACCGGGUCAAUCACGAGAGCUGGCGUGAUGGUGGCCAAGGCCCUGGUCUGACGUUCGGCCACCUGAAGAUGGUGCUGCUGUGGGCCUCGGUGCUCUUCCCGGCGCCCGAGGACUGGGCAGAGCUGCAAGGGGCCACAUACCGUCUGCUGGUGGUGCUGCUCUGCUGCCUGGCCACCAAGAACCUGCCCCACUUCCUCUACCCCGAGCGGAACCUGCUGCAGGACUCCGGCCUGGACCUCAACGCCCUGUACCAGCGUGUGGAGCGCUUUGCCAGCCAGCCUGAGGCGUUUCUGCGCAUCCAUGUCACCCACCUGGGCCGCAGCCCCCCGCCGCGCAUUGGCAACGGGAUCAAGGCGCUCCUGCAGCUGCCCGCCAGUGACCCCACCUACUGGGCCACCGCCUACUUCGACGUCCUGCUGGACAAGUUCCAGGUCUUCAACAUCCAGGACAAGGACCGGAUCUCAGCCAUGCAGAGCAUCUUCCGGAAGACCAAGGCCCUGGGUGGCGACGAGAGCUGAGCUGGGCUGCCCAGUCUCUGCCACCCACAGCCUGGCUGCACUGCCCCACGGGAGGCUCCUGGGACACUUGGAGAAGGGAACGGACUUCACCUUGAGGCGGGCGGUGGCUGGUGGAGGGACUUCAUCCCCAGGGACCACCUCAGACCACCCAGGGGACAGCUUCCCGGGAUCUGAGUGCUGAGCUGCCGGCACCCUGGAGCAACUGCCUUGUCUCCCCAGGCAAGGCCUGGGAUGAAGGUGCCCUGUACUUCACGUGAUGUGUGUUGACCCAUCCCGUGGGAUGUCAUCAAGACUCUGAAAACCGAGUGUCGGCAUGAAACCUGGAGCUCAGGAGCUUGUCCCCACCUGUGUUGUAUGCUUCUCUGUGGUGAUGAAAUACUAUAGAUCAGAUCUUGAAUAAAUUAAUGUGUUGGAUAUACACAAUGGG